AUGGCACGAUCAACUUCGUCGUUCGCACCAUCUCUGCCGGCCUCGGCGGUAAAGGACGCAGUUGCGAGCAGCUCGAGCUCGCCCACCAAACGCACGUUUCAAAGCACGUUGUUCAACGUGAGAUUCGGUGCACAACGGAGCCGGCUACCACUUACCAAAGCAGAAGGCAGUGUAGCUAAACGGACACGGUCACAGUCAUCGUAUGACCCUGAUGACAGCGAAGUGGCAGAUGAUGCUGGCCGGAGCGGAAAAGUAGCGAAGAGAGAAUCAACCGAGGCCUCAACGGCAGCGCCAAAGUUCCAACAUCGAGGACCGUUUCAUCAAGUCACGAAGUCCGAGUUUUGCUCCUCAUACAAAGUGGAUGGUCUUCCGGACGCAGAAGUAUACUAUCAACCGGACUUCAUCGACCGAUCGCUUGCCGAAGAGUGGCGCUCCCAGCUCGACCGUCUGCCGGAGUGGUACCGACCCAAACUCAAGGUGUAUGGACGCGAGAUCACGCAGUCUCGCGAGAUCGCUGCUUAUGCCACCGCUCCGGGCCUUCACCUGAAAUACAGCGGCCACCCCGUCGAGAUGCAUGCCCCCUUCCCGCCGCUGCUCGACCAUAUUGCCUCUCUCAUUUCCUCCAAUACCUGUCUUGGCGAAGAGGUGCGCUUCAACCACUGCAUGCUCAACCGCUACGACGAUGGAAGCAUCUACAUUGGUCGUCAUUCGGACACUAUCGAGAACAAGGUCAUCGUAACUGUGUCAUUAGGCGCAGAUCGAAGCUGGGUCAUGGAACGCAAAUCUUCAAGAAAAAAGGAGGUGCAGGAGGACAAGGUCAUGGUCAAGAAACGCUGGACUCUGGCCGGUGGCAGCUUGCUCGUGAUGCAGGGUCAGACUCAAAAAUGGUAUACCCAUGAGAUACCCAAGGAGCCCAGAGUCAAAGGGCCUAGGAUUAGUAUCACUUUCCGCCAGUUGGUCUAUGACAAGUAA
This is a messenger RNA of Sporisorium graminicola, 972 nucleotides long. RefSeq lists its product as uncharacterized. The transcript is spliced from 2 exons. Gene Ontology annotation, biological process: DNA repair. The record is from RefSeq and is a predicted model, not a curated record. Bases 1 to 972 code for a protein of 323 amino acids. Lineage: Eukaryota; Fungi; Basidiomycota; Ustilaginomycetes; Ustilaginales; Ustilaginaceae.